This is a messenger RNA of Camelina sativa (false flax), 357 nucleotides long. NCBI's taxonomy places the organism in Eukaryota, Viridiplantae, Streptophyta, Magnoliopsida, Brassicales, Brassicaceae. The record is from RefSeq and is a predicted model, not a curated record.
AUGUAUCCUUAUGAAUGGUGUAUAGUUUCACGCACCUCCUUGUUGACUUUAUAUUAUGCUGAAGGAGAAGGGAAUGCGCUUCUGGAGAAGGCGUUCAUCGAUUACAGCAAAGGAAAACCGUUCUUCAACGGUGACAACAUCAGUUACCUCGACAUCUUCCUCGGGAGCUUCUUGGCUUGGUUGAGAGUCACCGAGUUAGCAGCUAGCCAUAAACUUCUUGAUGAUGAGGCCAAGACACCUUCUUUAUGCAAAUGGGCUGAGCUAUUCUGUAACGGUCCCGCUGUAAAACCUGUCAUGCCUGAGACUGCAAAGCUCGCUGAAUUCGCAAAGAAGAUCUUUGCCAAGUCGCAGGCCUAA